Molecule: messenger RNA, 693 nt
Organism: Melanaphis sacchari
Lineage: Eukaryota; Metazoa; Arthropoda; Insecta; Hemiptera; Aphididae
Exons: 4
Coding region: 1-693 (230 amino acids)
Source: RefSeq, a predicted model, not a curated record
AUGGAGUCUAUGGCAAGAGUAUUCUAUACUUUACUAAUUAUCACAUCCUCCUGGGUGGAAGCUAAGAACGGAAAUCCAUUGACAAUCUCAGAGAUAAAACCAACCAAAUAUAAUACCAGUAUACUAAUAUGUCCUCCACUGGGACUAGAAGUAAAUUUUGAGGUUGCCACCAUACAUACAAUAACGCGAAUGUACGGUUGUGCUUACUUAAAAAAAGAUACUGUAAUGAGUACAACUCCAUUAUUAAAUUUGUGGCUUGAACGUCCCGUGGAAACCAGCGUACAUAGACAUUGUGAUGAUCUGACAAAUAUGGAUCAUUUUGUUUUUGAGUGUGUGUCAAAAUACGAUCCGAUCAAUAGUGAAGAAAAUGUUCAAGGCUGGAGUUAUGUAAUUCUAUUAGAACGUAGACCAUACUUGAAGAAUAAUAAUGAAACUAACAAAACCCAUUUUUACAGAUGUGCCGUGUACGAUGUGCAUGACUCAUCUGUUGAGGGGGUUAAAAUAAUUCGAAUGGCCAUCAGUGCGCCAAUUAAAGGACAUAUACAUGGAAGCCAGUGCGAAGGUCUAUCAAAAACGAUGGGACAAAGUGAAUUACCAUACGUUCCCGAGGGGCGACGAACUUGGCCCAAUGGAUCACUAUAUUUAUAUUUGUUAGGAAGACGGCCAUUAUUUGAUGGAUCCCCAAAAAAAUAA